AACUUGCAAGAAAAGCGAGGGAAGAAUGAGGGGCUUGGGAAGCUUAAUUGUGCGAGUCCGAAGAAUACCUAGAAUGGAUUCUCGCGGAGCUGGGAAGAUCCGACGCAUUUCCACCGCUACAACUUCUUCUCUAUUUGGCGGUGAAGACGCUGCUUCGUGUUCUACGACGUCUAGGUCUUGCUCCAAUUCUUACUUGCGCUCCUGGAAAUGGAACCAAUUCGGAGGACAGAGGAGAACAAUGUUUAUCCAAACUCAAUCGACACCCAAUCCUUCGUCUCUCAUGUUUCAUCCUGGAAAGCCUGUUAUGGAAGUCGGGAGUGCGGAUUUUCCAAAUGCGCGUUCUGCCAUGAACUCCCCACUUGCAAAAGCCCUUUAUGGUAUUGAUGGUGUUGUACGAGUCUUCUUUGGAUCAGAUUUUGUCACUGUAACAAAAUCGGAAGAUGCUACUUGGGAUUUCCUAAAGCCCGAAAUUUUUGCCGCAAUCAUGGACUUCUAUUCUUCUGGGCAACCACUGUUUCUAGACUCUAAAACUGCUGCUGCCAUGGACACAGCCAUCAAUGAGGAUGAUUCUGAAAUUGUUGCAAUGAUCAAAGAGCUGCUUGAGACUCGUAUUCGACCUGCAGUUCAAGAUGAUGGUGGAGAUAUUGAAUACAGGGGAUAUAACGAAGAAACUGGUAUAGUCACACUGAGAAUGCAAGGAGCAUGCAGUGGCUGCCCAAGCUCAUCUGUCACUCUAAAAUCUGGCAUUGAAAAUAUGUUGAUGCAUUAUGUACCUGAGGUGAAGGGCGUGGAACAAGAAUUUGAUGUUGAGGAAGAGGAUGCAAUAUCGACCAGCUAGAUGGAGUAAAAGAUAGAUAAGUUUGUCAAUUCAUUCUUUGUUAGGUUGAGCAACAACACUGAUCUUGAGGAGGGUGACCAGGCGGGUGCUUGUUUUUACGCAGAAAAUAAAAAGGCCGUUGAGGUUAAAUUAUUUCAUGGUUUAUAGAGUAAGAGUACCUUGUAAUUUUAUUGCUAGCUUAGCAUUAUUUUGUUGCAUUUACUAAAAUAUUUUGGAUAUGAGGAACAUAUAUGAUAAUGUAAGAUAAAUUUGAUCGUUCGUCCAGUAAUAAUAAUUUUUGUUCUAGUCUUGGGAA
Molecule: messenger RNA, 1133 nt
Organism: Momordica charantia (bitter melon)
Lineage: Eukaryota; Viridiplantae; Streptophyta; Magnoliopsida; Cucurbitales; Cucurbitaceae
Gene: NFU4
Product: NFU domain protein 4
Biological process (GO): iron-sulfur cluster assembly
Cellular component (GO): mitochondrion
Molecular function (GO): iron ion binding; iron-sulfur cluster binding
Source: RefSeq, a predicted model, not a curated record